AUGAAUUGUUGCACUUCAUAUUAUGAUAGAAAACGUAAAAAUCGCCUGGAUGGAAAGACUGUAGCGAUAACAGGAGCUACAGAUGGAAUCGGAUUGGCUACGGCGCUAGAAUGUGCUCAUCGAGGCGCUCAUUUGAUUCUUCUAUCUAGAAAUCAGGAGAAAAUGGAAAGAGCAAAGAAAAUGAUCGAACAAGAAGUGAACGACAGUGAAAUCGACUUGGUCAAACUUGACCUCUCCGAUGUUGAUUCUGUCAAGAACGCAGCAAAAAAUCUUAUCAAAGGGGGCUUCAGAAUCAACAUUCUAGUGCUCAACGCGGGCCUAGCGCAUUACAAACCAGAAUUGCUUUAUGGAAUCAACUCAGGGUCGGACUUGAAAAUUCAGUUCUCUUCCUUGAUUUUAUCGAAGAUAUUCAAAGUUAUCAACCAUUUCUCGCAUUUCCUACUCCUUCAUCUUCUUUUGGACCAUCUUGUUGGCUCAGAAUCUGAACCAGCUAGAGUUGUCGCCCUUUCCAGCGAGGCCCAUACACUUGCGAACGGCUCCGGAAAGUUCUGGCAAAAAUACGCAUCCGAAGAAAUCGCGACUAAAGAACUCGGAACCGGAAGCGACAUUUCUGGUGCUUACGCAGAAUCAAAACUCGCCAACAUCCUCCACAUGAAAUCAAUGGCCGAGCAUCACCCCCACAUCAAUUUUGUCUCCGUCCAUCCAGGCGUCGUUAAUACAAGUUUUGCUGACAAAUGGAAGUCUGGAAUUGAAAAUAAGUGCUAUUUAUGUUUUGUAAGAACUCUUUCGUUUUCCUGGAAACCCUGCAUCAAAACUCCUUAUCAAGGCUGCCAAACGAGCAUUUACUGUAUCUGCUCAAAAGACAUUGUUCAAGGUCAAUACUACUCUGACAACAAGCCGAAAAGGAUACGAAUCCGCGGCUCGAAAGACUUGAAUCUGAUCAAGAAUCAACUUUAUGAGCUUUCAAUGGACUUUGUUCAGAGCUGUAUGAAUAAAUAG
Oikopleura dioica is the source of this 999-nucleotide messenger RNA. The record is from the annotation of a GenBank genome assembly. Lineage: Eukaryota; Metazoa; Chordata; Appendicularia; Copelata; Oikopleuridae.